CUCUGCGUGAUUUGCGAAAUACAUCACUAUCACACAACAAACCCAUUACCACUAGCGACCAGACGCUUACGAGAACGUAGUUGGCUCAAAGACUUCACGGAGAAAGUUCCUUUCAUGCAUUAAUUCAGUUCACACAGACUUGUAAUUACCAUGUAUUCUUUACGAAGUAGGCAUUAAAGCAGCUUAGAGCUAGCUCCCAGCAAUGGCAGUCAUCGUUAGUGAGCCACACAAGGAGCUUGUCGGUGGUGGUGACAAUGCCAAAUACGUUAAAGAAUGUACAGAGAUGUACCUUGGUGGCAAGGGGAUAGAGAAAAUUAGAGGUUUUGAGCCAUUUGUCAACUUGGAAAGCCUAUGGCUCAAUAACAACAAGCUGAAGAAGCUCAACAACCUGGAUGUCCAGAAGCGGUUAAAGGCUUUAUAUGCUCAGGACAACCAACUUUGCACGCUCAAGGGAAGCCUGCAGCACUUCAAGUUCCUUGAGACGCUUGACCUGAGCAAUAACCAGCUCCGAGACCUGGAGAAGCAGCUGCGGGUGCUUGAGAAGUUCAAAUUCAUCAAGGACCUCAACCUCAAGGGAAACCCCAUGUGCGAGGAGCCCGACUACCGGCUGCUGGUGGUGCAUAGCAUGCCGGCGCUGCAGGUGCUGGACCAGCACGUCAUCACGCCGCUGGAGCGCCGCCGGGCUGCCGGCAUGAUCGGCGGCGACGUGGCCACCCUCACCGUGGCGUUCGGAUGCCGCGUGCCGCAGUACGACCCCGCGUGGGACGAGAAGGUGCCGGAGCGGUCGCCCCUGGAGCAGCAGCUCAUCAAGGAGGCCGCCACCAUCCGCGACACCCUGCGCCACGAGGCCUACAUGCGCGAGCGCGGCAUGUUCCUGCACGACCCCCACCCCGAGGUGCCGCGAGGGCCCUCCCUGCCGCCCAACGCCGGCACCGUGCGCGCCAUGCAGGUGUGGCGGCAGCAGCAGCUGCUGCAGGAGCAGCAACAGCAGCAGCGGCAGCAGAAGCAGAAACAAAAGCAGCAGCAGCAGCAACAACAGCAACAACAGUCCCAACAGCAAUCACAACAGCAGCAGCAGCAAGGGGAGGGAGCCAAGGGGCAAACGGAGUUGGGGAGAAAAGACGCGGGCGUCCUGGGUGUGGGGUUCGGUCGUACUCGGCUGAGCGGCAGCGGUGUCAUCCUGACGACUGGGACGCCGCGGCAGCGCUCUCCCCGGUCACCUCGCCGCGGGAGAGCGGCCAGCGGCAAGGGCGGCAACGCAAGGGGGAGCGGGAGCGCUCGGGGGGUGCAAAGCGGGCGGAAGGAUCAGGGGAGUCCCAGACGGGCAGCCAGCGCUGGCACCACGUCGGACGGCUACCUGCCGCGGGACAAGCUGGUGCUCUACACCAUGCGGGCGGCCCAGGACCCGCUUGCAACUGCCGGCAGCACCCCGGGCACCGGAGCCAGCACCCCGGGGGCCACCUCCUCCAAGCCGCCACCUGGCUUCGGCAGCAUUCGCUUCCAGCGCGAGGAGUACGAGCAGUUCCUGUCGCAGCGGGCGGCCGGGUCGCUGGGCUGGGAGAUGAGCCAGGCGGCGGUGCUGCUGUGAGGGGGGCGUCACGGAGGCCAGCCGGGACCCACCCACAGUGGCUUGCGUGGGGGGGAACUGGGGUGCAGCCGGGCGGUGGGUGAUGCAGCUAGGGGACUUGCAGCUGGGAAUGCACUGCACCUGGAGCGGCUAGGGGCGCCAUGCAGGCUACCGUAAUGGAUCGAGGCUGCAGGCAGCUGCGCUGUCAUGGUAUCCUGCAGAUACUGCUAAAGUACGGCAUUGGACACAAUACGACACGGUGGCUGUGACAAUGACGGUGAACGUAGGGGCGAUGUGAUGAGGUGGUUGCGGUUGCAUGUGCUAUGUGGUAGAGGCGCCGGCGAGCGGCACAAGAGGAGGUACGACAGGCCC
This is a messenger RNA of Astrephomene gubernaculifera, 1939 nucleotides long. Lineage: Eukaryota; Viridiplantae; Chlorophyta; Chlorophyceae; Chlamydomonadales; Astrephomenaceae. The record is from the annotation of a GenBank genome assembly.